AUGCCGAUAGCGUCGACAUCAUAUGAGGGGAUUGUCUACGAAAGUGAUAAAGAUAAGACUAAAAGAAAACGACGUGAACCGACAAUACGACAGUGUGAAGAGUGUGGUAAAGUGCUGAAGUAUCCGUCGAAAAUAGCCGAGCACAUGAGGUCGCAUACUGGAGAACGACCGCACAGAUGCCCUCUCUGUGGGAUUUCGUUCUCGCAGAAAGGUGAAAAGCCAUAUGCAUGCACAUGGGAGUGUGGACGGUCAUUCGUUUCGUCGUCAGCACGUCAGAUGCAUGAGAAGUCACACCGAGGAGAGAAACCAUUCAGUUGUGCUUAUUGUGGACAGUUGUUCGGCAAGAAGUUUCAUAUGAAACGACAUCAGUUAACUCAACAUUCUGUGAAUAAUUACUUUUAUGAUAGCGACAAUAAUUUUAAUAGCACACCGACCGGACUCGAGGCUGCUGGAGAGGAUGUGAGGGUAUUGGUUGGUCCAGUAACGGUGCGUUUCAUUUAG
Molecule: messenger RNA, 501 nt
Organism: Anisakis simplex (herring worm)
Lineage: Eukaryota; Metazoa; Nematoda; Chromadorea; Rhabditida; Anisakidae
Source: the annotation of a GenBank genome assembly